AUGAACAUUUAUUAACCAAAUCAAUCAGUACUUAACACUGCUUUUAUAUCAUAAGCUAUUUUAACUGAAUAAAAGAUUAUCUUUUUAAGGUAGUCCUUAAAUAAGGCCUAAAGAGAUGUAAUAUUAUAUUUAAUAACAUUUAGCUAAAUGAUGAAAGAUUUCAACAAAACCAUUUGUAGUCUAAAAGAGAGGAUUUGAUUUCAAAUCAUCAAAAAAAUCAUAGGAAACUUUUGAAAUAAGUAGAUGAAUAACAAUAAUUGAUAAAAAAAACUCAAUCUUAUAUAUGA
Paramecium pentaurelia is the source of this 287-nucleotide messenger RNA. The record is from the annotation of a GenBank genome assembly. NCBI's taxonomy places the organism in Eukaryota, Ciliophora, Oligohymenophorea, Peniculida, Parameciidae.